AUGGACAAAAUCGAGGGACCAAUCAAGAAGUGCGUGAUCGCGUGCACAGCAGUUGCAAAAUGCAUGCUGACGGGGAUCAGGGACUUCAUGUUGGGCUUCGUCUUCCUGGCGCUGGGGCUCGGCUUCUACCUGUGCAAGCAGAGACCAGGAUCAAUACUCCCCGGGCGCCAGGGCGAGUCCCUCAGGGCUGUGGGGCCCUGCUGCCGGCUCACCCCGUGCCAGCCCAGCGCCAGCGCUCAGCGGGGCUUUGGCUUCCCGUGCCCUUUCCCGUGUCCCCAGCCCAGCGUCACCACCCCCAUAUCCCCAGCGUCUUCCCCGCUCCGAGCUCCGCCGCUCUUGAGCGCGGCCGCCGGCCCCGAGCCGCCGGUGUCCGCUUCAAAAGAGCCAACAUGUGGGGAUGGCCGGCCCGGGGCGGCUGAGCGGCGCUCGGGGGCCGUUCCUGGCCCCGGGCCGAGCGCUGACGGCCGCGUCUCGCCGGCACGGAAGGCGCAGCAGGGCCUGAAGGAGCGCUACCGGCUGGGUUCGCUGCUGGGGCGCGGCGGCUUCGGCAGCGUCUUGGCGGCGACGCGGCUCUCGGACGGCGCCCCGGUGGCCAUCAAACGGGUGCCACGGAACCGCAUCCACCAUUGGGGCCGGCUGCCCGACGGCACCCGAGCACCACUGGAGAUCGUGCUGCUGCACAAGGUGUCCGCUGGCUUCCCCGGCAUCGUCCAGCUCCACGAGUGGCUGGAGCUCCCCAGCAACGUGGUGAUGGUGCUGGAGCGCCCGGAGCGGUCUCAGGACCUCCUUCACUUCAUUCGGGCACGGCGCUUCCUGUGCGAGGAGGUGGCGCGGCACCUGUUCCGCCAGGUGCUGGAGGCCGUGCGGCACUGCACCAGCUGCGGGGUCCUGCACCGGGACAUCAAACCGGAGAACAUCCUGCUUGACCUGGCCACCGGGCAGGCCAAACUCAUCGACUUUGGCUGUGGCACCUACCUGCAAGCCGCAGCCUACACCAGCUUUGCAGGAACACCGUCCUACAGGCCCCCAGAAUGGAUCCAGUUCGGCUGGUACUACGGCAAGGCAGCGACCGUCUGGUCCCUGGGCAUCGUGCUGCACCAGAUGGUCUGCGAGGAGCAUCCUUUCAGGAGGGGCUGGAACAGCACCUGGGGCCGGCUCUCGCUCCCACGACGGCUCUCUCCAGAGUGCCAGGAUCUCAUCCAACGGUGUUUAUCCGUGCUCUCCUCAGAAAGGCCCUCAUUAGAAGACCUGUCCUGUGAUCCUUGGAUGCAGGACAUUCACGUGCCGUAGGAGAAGGGAGAGAGCCACACGCACGCUUUGACCCAGGGAGCCGGAAGCGUUCUAGGUGCUGUCUGGUCCGGAUGGCGAAGUGCUUGGGAGCAGCUGCGGCGUGGGUGGGACGUGCCCUUGGAGAAGACUGAGGACAGCGUUUGGGAGCAGCUUUUCUUCUGGCGGCGGGAGGCGUGAGCCCGGCUCUGUGGAUGCUGAGGCUGCUCUGGGCUCCGCCAGGGCUCUGCUGUGGCUCAGCCCCGGGGCCACGAGAAGCCAAAGAAGAAACGCCGUGACCUGCAGCAGAGAUGUGCUUGAGCAGCUCGGCAGUGCAGCUCAAGUUUGCAGAGCGUGCACCUGCAGGGGAAAAUAUGACACCCCCCCAAUAACAAACUUGUUCAGUAACUUCUGAAAUGAAAUCAGUCUGGGAAGACCCCCAAUGACAUUUUUCAGCUUGCUCAAGCUGAAGCUCAGCCCUUCUCUGAACAGUUCUCUCCCCCACCUGCCUUUUGCUCCACAAGUGCUCCCUCUUUCCCCCAGUGAGUUCCCAGCUCACCACAGUCCCCAUUGCGCUGUAGCCUUCCUUGAUGCCCCUGGCCACGAGGAAGAGUGAGCCCCAGGUUCACUCUUUGUGUUCAUUGCUGGCUGAAGAACAGCAAUGUCUCAGAGGUCUGGUGAGAUUUGGGUGUCAUUCCGAGCUGCUCUCCAGGCCUCAGCUCUGCUCACUGCUGGGUUCCCACUCCCUUUUCCUCGUUAUUCACAGAGCAGGAUGGGCUCUGUGAAUGCCCUUGACUCUCGCCACUCUUCCCAGCCCAGCCACCCAGCCCAGUCAGGCUUAAGAUGGAGCUUCUCUGUCUCCUCUGGCACCCCAGUGCAGUCCCCUCUGUGGGGAGCAGCAGCCCCAGAGCGCAGCACACAGCAGUGCAGGCUGCACCUGGAGCAGCUCCCUGCAGCCAUGGCCUGGCUCUUUGUGGCAACCAAAUGCUCCCUGUGUGCAGCUGUCCCUGGAGGAUGGUCCCAGGGCAGAGCCCAGCCGGGCUCCCACUGCAUCCCCUGGAGCCUGGGGCAGACAGCGCUCGCAGAGCUGAGGUUCAUGGUGAGCACCCAGAGCUGUGGCUCGCAGUCGGUGUUUGCAAGCGUUGUGAUCUCAUCUCCUGUGACCUGUGGGGAAAAGGAGCUGUGCAGCCAGGCCAGCGCUGCCCCUCUGGGCAGGGACGAGGCUGAAGGCCUUUCCUGUCGCCGAGGAGGCGGCAUUAAGCCUUAGCGGGGCCUGGCAGCUGUGGAGCCGGAUCUCGCCCGCUGUCCGGGACUCGCUGCCCACCAACCGCCCCCACCCGCCGCGCUCCGUUCUGCAGGGACAGAAGGCUCUGGCUGUGCGAGGGUUUCCAUCACGUCUGUGUACCCGUGGCUCUGCAACGCACACGGAGAGGGAAAGUGUCAGUCACGGUGCUGGCACACUCCUUCCUUUCCAUACAGGACACGUCCCUGCGCACCCCGGCUGCGGAUCUAUUCAAAGGAGAGGCGUGGAUAGAGAUUUCCCACAGAGCUCUGACUCUGGCGGAACUCACCUUGGCAGCCAGCAGCCAGGGGAUUUGUUUCCCAGCUCUGUGUCAGUCGGUGCCCAAGAGCUGCAGGGAGCAGCAUUUAGAAGCAGUUCCCAGAUUUCUAGGCAGGCAGUGGAGCUGACAAGCAUCCGCGUAACUCGCCGUGUUCAUCGGGAGGGGCUGCUGCUUCUUUGGGAAUACGGCACAACGGAGACACGAGACUUGGAAAAAUCCCAGCUCUCUGUGGAUUUGUGCAGGAGGGGGAGCAGCAGAAACACUUGGUGUCUGCUUGUGGGGACACAAGGUCCAAGGAGCGGGGCUGGCAGAGGGUGACCUGGGCUGCUGGCAGCUCAAGUCCCGUGUGUUGCGUCUGCCUGAGGGAAAGUUCACGGGCCUUCCAGGGCUGUGCUUUGCAUUGGUAGCUGGACGGGUGCUGAGAACAGAGCGGUGUUCUGGCUACUGCCCAGCAGCGCUGUCCCUCUGCCAUUCCUUCCCCCAGCAGAGGGGAUGGGAGUGGGCAGGAUCCUGGCAGGGGACACAGCCAGGCCAGCGGACCCAAAUCAGCCAAGGGGAUGUUCCAACCAUAUGACUCCAGCUCAGAUGUAUAAAGCAAAGGGAGAGAGGAGGAAGGGCAGGGGGAGCUUUUGUGAUUCCUCAACGUUUCCCUCCCGGAGAGACCAUUCCGUGUGCUAAAGCCCAGCUUGCUGGGAAGUGUCCGAACAUCGCUGCUAAUGGCAAAUAGAGCUUGGCUUUUUUCCUUAGCCUGCGCACAU
Corvus hawaiiensis (hawaiian crow) is the source of this 3586-nucleotide messenger RNA. Its product is annotated as serine/threonine-protein kinase pim-1-like. Gene Ontology annotation, biological process: protein autophosphorylation. Gene Ontology annotation, cellular component: cytoplasm. NCBI's taxonomy places the organism in Eukaryota, Metazoa, Chordata, Aves, Passeriformes, Corvidae. The record is from RefSeq and is a predicted model, not a curated record. The transcript has 10 exons. The coding region runs from base 1 to 1290 and encodes 429 amino acids. Gene Ontology annotation, molecular function: protein serine/threonine kinase activity; ATP binding.